AUGCCUAACCUUCAGAAGACUCCCCCGUCCAAGCGGAGCGUGUGGCAUCGAUUGGGGUUUCCAUGGCUUGGAAAGAACAACCGCCGUUCGCCCUCCCGGGGAUCUCAAAGUUUUCGUGAUCCCGCAUCUUACAAUGAGAGGAGCGAUGCUAGUAGUCAAAGCGCGGACUACAACAGUAAUAACCGUCCCCGACCAGCAUCGAGUGGAGUUGAAGUGGGCCUGCCCCGCAAUACAACCUUCAAGCGACAGAAUUCUGAACAGCGAGACCGCCUUUACCCCACAGAAACAGGCUGUCGUCGAACGCUUUCCGUGGACCGACGGCGACCCAGCAGUUUCCAUCGAACUCGAUCAUCACCACCGGUUUCUACCGCACGAUUGUCAGCGCCAGAGGUGCAGUAUCACGAUAAAAAUUUCACCAUUCCUUCAUGGGUAGAUAAUUCGCCGUUACAUGCACCGAAUCACUAUGAUUCUGGUACCCAUACUGACGGCACCUUCUCAAUCGAUGGGGAGGAGGCAGAAGACAUGUUGGAGAAGGAGAUGGACAAGAAAUGGAUAUUGAAUCUGAGCAUGCACUUUCGAGAUCGUUCUGAACGAGAAAAGUUUUUCGUCACAUACGCAGAGACCCCAAAUAAAUGGCUGAGAGUUACCGUGUCCUGCGAUUAUAGAAAUGCCGAACCAGAUUCUCUGGAACGGGAUCUCAAAAAAUUGUACUACCAACGGGAUAAAAAUGCUCGGAUAUAUGAAUCGAUCCGCGACUCUCUACCUGAAAUCCAGUUCUAUGACACUGUGACUAAUCUUAGGUUAGAAACUAGGGAAGGUCGGCUUCAUGUUCACGUCACAGAGGAUAUGAAUGAGAUCAUUCCUUAUCCACCAAUAUCUACUGUUGAAUAUCUAGGAUUGGAUAUGGUCCGCGAGAGCGAUCUUUCAUUUGUUGCCCAUUUAUCUGGUUUUGCUUACCAAGUGAAGCUAAAUGGGAAGGACUAUGUAAAGAAAGAAAUUCCAGGGCCGGAUAUGGUCAAUGAGUUCCUUUAUGAGAUUAACGCGCUAUAUGCCUUAAUCGGUUCCCAGAGCGUCAUCCAACUAAAAGCUAUCGUUGUGGAUGAUGAUAUGUUGACUACCAAAGGCCUUUUAAUAAACUUCGCGGAAAAGGGCUCAUUGAUCGAGUUGAUCUACGACUAUAAAGGAACUAUUGAAUGGUCUAGGCGAGCGCACUGGGCACGACAAAUUAUCGAAGGCCUUGCCGAAAUUCACGAAGCUGGUUUUGUUCAAGGAGAUCUCACCGUGUCAAAUAUUGUUGUUGACGCUAGUGACGACGCGAAAAUAAUUGAUAUCAAUCGGAGGGGCUGUCCGGUGGGGUGGGAGGCCCCAGAAUUCACGAAGCUAUUACAAAGCAAGCAAAAGAUAUCAAUGUACAUCGGGGUGAAAUCUGACCUAUAUCAGCUGGGAAUGACGCUUUGGGCUCUUGCUAUGGAAAUAGAUGAACCCGGCAGCGAGGCUAGACCAUUCAUUAUCCCAGUCGAUAGGAAAGUUCCUGACUACUACCGAACAAUCGUUGACAUUUGCCUCAGCACCAGCCCUCAAAACAGACUCCCAGCCAAAGAAUUGCUUGGUUUAUUCCCUCAGGAUUCCAUGAUUUUAACGAAGGAGCUUGUAGCGAGCAGCGUGGAGGCGCUGACACAUCCUCCAGUGGAAAUGCCUGAUGAUUCCGAAUGCCUGGAUGAGAACCCUUCUAUAUGGAAUUGCGGAUAUCUUGAGCAACCUGCUAACGAUAUUCAAUUCACUAGUGGACCAAAAUCGGUACCGGACUCGGAAGACGUAACUUUUUACGAACCGUGUGUCGAUAUCGGACCCCAACGCCUUUCCUGUGACUUCCCAGAGGUGAAUGCACAAUUUGCAGAAUUUGAAAUCGAAGAGAACACCCUGGAUUUUCCUACCAAGGAGGUUGAUAUUGAACUAGGAAACCACUCGAGGGCUGGUCUGUGCUCAGCAAUUUAUAGCACUCUGGCGUUUGAGAGUUCUCUGGAUGAAAUUUACACCGGUGUCGGGCAGCAUCUCUCGUGCGGUAUUGAGUAUAAUCUAAUGAUGCUUGAUGACCGGUACGGGGAGCUACAGUUACCAAAGGAACUGGCAUCCUCCCAUGAUGGCAUUGAGAGCGAUGGACAAAAAGUAUAUCACACCCCUAUUGAGGCCGUUGAAAAAACAGAGCCACUAGUGCAAAAUAUGGACAUUGGUUCCCCAUACUUUUCAGGCAUAAGUCAAGAAGACUUACUUGACUCGUCUUUGCCUAUAAACCCCGCAUUCACUUCAACUGUUCCGGGUGAUAUCAAGUAUUCAAAGCCCGAAUUUGAGCCCUCAAAUUCGACAAAAAUUAAUUCCACGGAUUCCUCAAUGGAUUCUUCCAGGCAGCAGGAUACCCAAAGUGAGCGUUGUGAAAGCUUGCACUUAUCGAUAUUGCCGAUUAACCCUGCUUUAAAAGACCUCACUGAUCCCGGACAGCGGGAUGACGUGCGUUUUGAGUCAAAGGAGCUGUCAAUAAAACCCACUGGCAAAUACGUUUCUGGAUCGGGGAGGCAAGAUGAUCUGCUCUUUUCGUCAAAGCUACCAAUUAACCCGGCUUUCAAGGACUUGCAUUUUGAACUAAAACAACAGGAUGACCAUUUAUUUCGUUCCAAAGCCAUUCAGGAUGUUGGCACCUCCAUCCCUUCAAGGUCAAUUACUCCGUUUAUUCAAACAGAAUCUACUUUGCAACAUAGUUGUCGAAUAGAGGACCUUUUUCUCUCGGAAUUGCCAAUUAACCCAGCUAAUAAUAAUACCAUUUUAAAAACGUUACAUAAAACUUCCCUUUUCUCCAGGGAGUCCAAGGAUGGAUCGAAUUCACCAUUGGUAUCCCUGGAGUCGUUUUUCCUUUCUAACACAAAAGGAAUUUCAAUGCCAUUAAGUUGUGCAACUGGCCACUCUGAUGACCUUUUCCAAUCGGAAUUACCGAUUAAUCCAGCUUUUAAGGAUCCCGUCUCACCACGACUUCCAAUGAGUCCUCACCCUCAUCAUUCUGAUGCUGCUGAUUGA
Molecule: messenger RNA, 3066 nt
Organism: Histoplasma capsulatum G186AR
Lineage: Eukaryota; Fungi; Ascomycota; Eurotiomycetes; Onygenales; Ajellomycetaceae
Product: protein kinase
Exons: 1
Coding region: 1-3066 (1021 amino acids)
Biological process (GO): signal transduction; protein phosphorylation
Cellular component (GO): cytoplasm
Molecular function (GO): ATP binding; protein kinase activity
Source: RefSeq, a predicted model, not a curated record